Messenger RNA from Chlamydomonas reinhardtii, 2086 nucleotides. RefSeq lists its product as uncharacterized. The transcript is spliced from 11 exons. Bases 205 to 1722 code for a protein of 505 amino acids. The record is from RefSeq and is a predicted model, not a curated record. Lineage: Eukaryota; Viridiplantae; Chlorophyta; Chlorophyceae; Chlamydomonadales; Chlamydomonadaceae.
CACUACAUAACAAACACUUCUGGCAGCACGCUGCUUGGGUAGAAGCGUCACAAUACUCAAUCCAUCGUCGCGUGUGAGCUGAGCUCGGCACUAAGACUCUAUCUCCUUAGUUUUGUCUAAACAGUAGCUGUUCGGGCUUUAAGGACUUCAACCGCGGCCCAAGAGCCGCCCAAGUGGUUCGGGUUUCGAGCUUGGGUGGCCAAGAUGUCGGCCUGUGACUGCACAUGUCACGAUGGUGGCACCCGAGCCCCCAAGAGGGGCCACCUCGCGCGCGCUGUGGAGCAAAGAGAGGCUGCGCGACGGAUUGCGGAGGCAGCCAAGUCGGAGAUCAACAGGUACUUCAAUGACCAAAAGGUCUAUGAUACAGUAGCAGCUAAUGCCGUUAAGGAUGACUUCAAGCGGAAAGGCCGCGAGUUCAAGGAGCGUGCAUCGGAGGCUCAGAUGCUGGAGAGCUUGUACCAGAGUGAACGUCAAAAGACGCUGAAUGCGAUCCGCGCCGAGGAGGAGGAGCGCAUCGCGGUCGCCAUGGCCCGGAAGCAGCAGGAAAAGGACCGUUCAGAGCGCGAGGUGCAGCGGCUACGCGAGCAGAGCGACGAGCUGCGCAGCCUUGCGGAAAAGAUCCGUGUCGCGCGCGUGAACAAGGAGCGCUCGGACCAGCUGGUUGAGAAGAAGAUAAUCGGCGAGCAGCAGCAGGAGUACGACCGCGCCUUCAACCAGUUCGUGGCGGGUGCGGCAGCAGAGGCGGAGGCGCAGGAGCAGGAGAACCAGGCUAAGCGGCGCGAAGCCAACGUGCGCGCGCGCAUGGUGCUGGAGGAGCAGAUGCAGGAGAAGGCGGAGGCGGCCCGCCUGGCGGAGCUGGAGGCGGUGCGCGAGCGCGCCAUGAUUGACGAGGUGGUGCGGCGGAUCAUGGAGGAGGACGCGGCGGAGAUGGCCACCAAACGGCAGCGGCAGGAGGAGACGAAGGACUUCAUCAGCCACUUCCUGGAGCAGCAGGAUGAGCUGCGGCGGAAGGAGCGCGAGGCGGCGGCCGCGGAGGACAAAAAGAUCCAGGAGUACUGGCAGUCGGUGCGCGAGCGCGAGCGUGAGGAGGCGGAGCGCAAGGCGAUGCGGAAGGAGAUAGCGGACCGCAUGUACGAGAAGGUCAAGCGGGAGAUGGAGGCGGAGAUGGCCAGGCGCGAGGAGGAGGAGGAGCUGAUCAACAUGCUGCGGCAGGAGGAGCUGGAGGCCAAGCGGCGGCAGGAGGACGAGGAUCGCAAGCGCAAGGCGGAAGAGUCCAAGGAGGAGAUGCGCCGCGCCAACGAGUACCAGAUGAAGCUCAAGGAGGAGCGCGAGGCCGCAUUCCGUGCCGAGGAGGAGGCAUUCCGGCAACGCAUGCUGGCCAAGUUCGCGGAGGACGAGAAGCUGGAGCAGAUGAACGCGCAGAAGCGGCGCAUGCGCAUGGCGGAGCACGCGCGCGAGGUGCAGCGGCUCAUUGACGAGAAGCGUCAGGCGUUCGAGGCGGCCAAGGCGCGGGAGGAGGCGGAGGACGCGGCAAAGCGCUCCGAGGACGACCGCGUGCGCGGGCUGGUGGAGGAGGAGCGCAAGAAGCUGCUGCGCGAGGCGGCGGAGCUCAAGGACUUCCUGCCGCGCGGCGUGCUGCGCGACCAGGCCGAUGUGGACUUCAUCUCGAACGUGCUGGAGGAGAUGGCGCUGAACCGCGCCAAGGCCACGCAAGGGCGAUGAGCACGUGUGGCACGUUGCGGAGCCUUAGGAGGGGAGUGCUGGGUGGUGGAUCGGGGCGGUGGAAUGCAUUGGAGCUGGUGUCGUGGCUUGACGCGUACGCGCAUGCUAUGCACAAGGCUCAGUGGGGAUGCGUGUAUGCCUUAUUCAAUAUGACGGUAUGAUGGCCAGGGCGCGCGCACAGACAUAGACAAGCAGGAGGGUGACAAUUGGCAGGCUGCCAUUACGACGGACUCGUGGGGUCAAGCUAGAGCAGGUAGACACGUAGUCGUGGUGUGAUGCGCUGGCGUGAUUGUGUGGGCUAAGUAGCACUGAUCCUCACCUGUUAGGUGUAGUCAUACGCGUGUGGCUGUAACUAUUAGGACUG